This is a messenger RNA of Symbiodinium necroappetens, 333 nucleotides long. The record is from the annotation of a GenBank genome assembly. Lineage: Eukaryota; Dinophyceae; Suessiales; Symbiodiniaceae.
AUGUUCGGGAUUUCGGCUCGGACACUUCUAGUGCCGGCAGUUCACAGCCUGUGCGGCUCGCUGGUUCAGGAGCAAAUGAAGAUUUGGUUGUGGAGCUUCGCCACGGCCGCGUGUGGCAUACUCGUGGAGAGACACUCCUCGGAAGUGCAUCUACAGCUUUCGGCCUCGCAUUUGCCACCGUUCCCGCAGCCUCCGGUGCAGUCUGCCCUUCCAGAGCUGCCAACAUUGCCACAGUCGGUUUUCGACAUAUCUCCACCGACGGUACGAAUGAUGCCAACAUUGCCGCCGAAUGCCUCUGAAGUUCCUCCAGCAACCAAGCAAAGGGAGGCAUGA